AUGACCUCAGACCUGACCACAGAGCUGGAGCUGGAGCUGGGUGACUUACUGCAGGAGUUUCAGAAUGUAGUGCAGGAGCUCAAAGCCCCUUCUCAGAGCAGAGUGGACUCUUAUCGUUACGUUUUGGAGGAAGCCAAGUGCCGGGCUGGGCAGUGGAAUGACAGUGGCGUGGAAGACUACGACAGCAGCAGCGAGGCGUCUUUGGGAAACAGUCUGAACAGCAGUGAGGAGGAGCUGCACACAGCAGGAAUGAUGCAGGAACCCAAAGCCAAGCUGGGAGACACACGAGAGCUGGAGAGCUUCAUCGACACGUUGGACCGAGAGCUUUCUGGGAAGCUCUCGUAUAUAAAGGCCAUGUCUGGGACCCAGGCGGGCUAUCUGUGCACACUUUGUGGUAAUGGCUCUUGA
Messenger RNA from Knipowitschia caucasica, 408 nucleotides. Lineage: Eukaryota; Metazoa; Chordata; Actinopteri; Gobiiformes; Gobiidae. The record is from the annotation of a GenBank genome assembly.